UACAGCAUGACAUCAGUGUGAUGUAAUCCCCGGGGUCCCGGGUGCAUUUAAACCCCCUUCAUUCACUCUCUCCUCAUUUCAAACAGAGUCGCACUCCUGCGAACUGAGGAGCAGCAAAUCUUCAUUUUUCAAAAAGUCAUAUUCUUCAAACUCAAAGUGUCCAUUAAGAAGUCGCGACUACAUUCGUCAAGGAGCUGAGAAUUAAAAACGCGGACUGACCGCCUUGUAAACCGUAAAUCGGAUAAUCCAUCACCGUCCCGACAGAAGACCACUUUUCUCAAGUAUCCUCGAAAGCCUGUCUGUUUGUCUCAAACUCCAUCCAGGGUUUGAUCUGCUUUACAGCGAACGCGCCUCUGGCACCCUCCCGCGAAAGUGACGAGCUGUGAGUUUCCAGCAUUGCAAGUAUAAAAGCAAGAGUCCAUCAUGAGCAAUUACACACAUUUAGAGGAUCUGCCGCCACAAUACUACCAGGGCACAGAUUUCGGGGAAGAGGAAGAGGAGGAGAUGCCAGCGACAGAGAAAGAGCUGGCCGAGGACGCGCCGUGGAAGAAGAUCCAGCAGAACACCUUCACCAGGUGGUGCAACGAGCAUCUCAAAUGCGUCAAUAAGAGCCUCACUGACCUCCAGAGAGACCUGAGCGAUGGGCUCAAGCUCGUCUCGCUCCUGGAGGUCCUCAGUCAGAAGAAGAUGUAAAAGCAUCAUGUCAGACCAAACUUCAGACAAAUGAAGCUGGAGAACGUGUCGGUGGCUCUGGAGUUUCUGGACCGCGAGCGAAUCAAACUAGUGUCGAUAGACAGCAAAGCCAUUGUAGAUGGGAACCUGAAGCUGAUUCUGGGUCUCAUCUGGACACUCAUUCUCCAUUACUCCAUCUCCAUGCCCAUGUGGGAUGAUGAGGACGAUGAAGAGGUUAAGAAACUCACUCCCAAACAAAGGCUGCUGGGCUGGAUUCAGAACAAGGUACCGGAGCUGCCUAUUAACAACUUUAACAAGGACUGGAGGGAUGGCAAGGCCCUCGGUGCCCUCGUGGAUAACUGUGCCCCUGGUCUGUGCCCUGACUGGCAAACAUGGGACCCCAACAAGCCCGUUGCAAAUGCUCGUGAGGCCAUGCAACAGGCCGAUGACUGGCUUGGCGUGCCUCAGGUGAUAGCUCCAGAGGAAAUCGUGGAUCCAGAUGUGGAUGAGCAUUCAGUGAUGACGUACCUCUCUCAGUUUCCCAAAGCUAAACUAAAGCCUGGAGCUCCUAUCAAGCCAAGGCAGCUGUACCCCAAAAAGGCCAAGGCCUAUGGACCAGGUAUUGAGCCUCAGGGGAACAUGGUUUUGAAGCCAGCUGUUUUUACUGUGGAAACACUGGAGGCAGGACUUGGAGAAGUGAUCGUGUAUGUAGAGGACCCAGAGGGUCACACUGAGGAGGCUAAAGUUGUCCCCAACAAUGACAAGAAAAGAACAUUCUCUGUCACCUAUGUGCCCAAAGUUGAGGGGCCCCAUAAGGUGAAAGUACUCUUUGCUGGUCAGGACAUUGAUAAGAGCCCCUUCAUGGUGAACGUGGCAAAGGCUCUGGGUGAUCCCAAAAAAGUUCAGGCUCGAGGUCCAGGUCUGGAGCCAGUGGGCAAUGUGGCCCAUAAACCUACUUAUUUUGACAUCUACACUGCAGGCGCUGGGGCUGGAGAUGUUAGUGUGGUCAUUGUUGACCCUCAAAAUAAAAACAACACUGUGGAAGUUCUUCUGGAAAACAAGGGUGAUAACAUCUUCCGUUGCACCUACAAACCUCUGCAAGAAGGGCCGCACACCAUCCAUGUGAGCUUUGCUGGGCAGCCAAUACCCAACAGCCCCUUUAAAGUGCAAAUCUCUGAGGCCAGCAAUGUAAAUGCCUGCCGUGCCACUGGCCGGGGACUGCAGCCUAAGGGUGUUCGGGUAAAGGAGGUGGCAGAUUUCACUGUUUUUACCAAAGGAGCAGGAACUGGAGAACUGAAGGUCUCUGUGAAAGGGCCUGGAGGAGUAGAGGUGCCUGUGAAAGUACGAGAUGUUGGUGAUGGAAUGUACAAGUGUGAUUAUUGUCCUGUUAAGACUGGAAAAUAUAAUGUAAACAUCACAUGGGGAGGCCAACCUAUUCCACGCAGCCCAUUUGAAGUGGAGGUCAGCAAGGAAGCUGGACCACAGAAGGUGCGGGCUUGGGGUCCUGGCUUGAAGACCGGAAUGGUUGGCAAGUCAGCAGACUUUGUUGUUGAGGCUAUUGGUACAGAAGUAGGAUCUCUAGGGUUUUCUAUUGAGGGCCCCUCUCAAGCAAAGAUAGAGUGUGAUGAUAAAGGUGACGGUUCCUGUGAUGUGCGUUACUGGCCCACUGAACCCGGAGAUUAUGCGGUUCAUGUCAUCUGUGAUGAUGAAGAUAUCAAAGACAGCCCCUUCAUGGCCCAUAUACUUCCAGCAGCUAAUGACGUCUUCCCUGAGAAGGUCAAAGCAUUCGGACCAGGCUUGGAGCCCACUGGAGUUAUUGUCAACAAAUCAACACAAUUCACUGUUGACGCUCGACAAGCUGGCAAAGGCAGUCUGAAGAUCUAUGCUCAGGAUGCUGAAGGCUGUGUGAUUGACAUUCAGAUUACUGAUAAGGGAGAAGGCACUUUUGUUUGUACGUAUGUUCCUACCAAACCAGUGAAGCACACCAUCAUAAUUACCUGGGGGGAGGUCAAUGUACCCAAGAGUCCCUUUAGAGUUCUUGUUGGUGAAGGCUGUCACCCUGACAAAGUGAAGGUCUUUGGGCCUGGAGUUGAGAAAACUGGCCUGAAGGCGAAUGAGCCCACCUACUUCACUGUUGACUGCAGUGAAGCCGGCCAAGGUGAUAUCAGCAUUGGGAUCAAAUGUGCCCCAGGUGUGAUGGGUCCAGCAGAGGCAGAUAUCGAAUUUGACAUCAUUAAAAAUGAUAAUGACACCUUCACUGUCAAAUACACGCCCCCUGGCCCUGGCCGUUACACCAUCAUGGUGCUCUUUGCAGAUCAGGAAAUCCCCAGUAGCCCAUUCAAAGUCAAGGUGGAUCCUUCUCAUGAUGCAGGCAAAGUCAGUGCUGAAGGUCCUGGACUGAACAAGACAGGCGUUCAAGUCGAUAUUCCAACCCAUUUCACCAUCUUCACGAAGGGAGCAGGAAAGGCUAAACCAGAGGUUCAGUUCAAAACUUCUGCCAAAGGAAACGCUGUUAAAGAUUUUGAGAUCAUUGAUAAUCACGACUACUCCUACACUGUGAAGUACACUGCUCUCCAUCAGGGUGAGAUGUCUAUCAUGGUCACACAUGGCAGCGAUCCCAUUCCUAAAAGCCCUUUCGUGAUCACAGUCUCCCCUCCACUCGAUCUUGGCAAAGUCAAAGUUCAAGGCCUUAAUGAAAAAGUGGAAGUUGGAAAGGACCAGGAGUUUAUUGUUAGCACGAAAGGGGCAGGUGGACAGGGUAAGGUAAAUGUGACCAUAACCUCACCCUCUGGUAGAACAAUACCUUGUAAGUUGGAAUCAGACAAGACCAAAGAGGCCACCUGUGUGAAAUACAUCCCACCCGAAGAGGGUCCUUACAAGGUGGACAUCAGCUAUGAUGGGAACCCCGUUCCAGGAAGUCCCUUCGCUGUAGAGGGACUCAUGCCUGCCGAUCCCUCAAAGGUUCGUGCUCAUGGACCAGGACUUAAGGGUGGUGUUGUGGGUCAGCCUGCACGGUUCACUAUUGACACAAAAGGAGCUGGUGCUGGUGGUUUGGGUCUAACACUGGAAGGCCCAUGUGAGGCUAAGAUUGAGUGCCAAGACAACGGUGAUGGAGCCUGCUCUGUUGUCUACCUGCCCACAGAGGCUGGUGACUACAACAUCAACAUCCUAUAUGGGGAAGCUCAUAUCCCUGGCUCUCCUUUUAAAGCUGUUGUCAAGCCAGCUCUGGAUGCUGGCAAAGUUAUAGUGAGUGGACCCGGACUGGAGAGGGCUAAAGCUGGUGAGGUGGCCACUUUCACAGUGGACUGCAGUAGAGCCGGGGAGGCUGAACUCACCAUUGAGAUUGUGUCAGAUUCAGGGGCUCAAGCUGAAGUUUGUAUUCAAAAGAACAAUGAUGGAACAUUUUCUGUCACCUACACCCCUCUCUUUAAUGGCAUACACACCGUCACCAUUAAAUAUGGAGGCCAGCAGGUCCCCAAGAGCCCCAUACGUGUUCAGGUGGAGCCAUCUGUGGACACAAGUGGGAUUAAAGUGUACGGACCAGGAGUUGAACCCAGAGGGGUCCUUAAGGAGGUGACCACACACUUCAUUGUGGAUGUCCGGGCCCAGACUAAGACCAAAGGAGGAAAUCAUGUUAAGAUUCGCAUCAUCAAUCCAUCAGGCGCAAACACAGAUGCAUAUAUCACUGAUAAGGGCGACGGCACAUACAGAGUGGAAUACACUGCUUUUGAGGAUGGUUUGCACAUGAUCGAGGUCUUUUAUGAUGAUGUUGCUGUUCCUAAGAGCCCCUUUAAGGUGUCAGUUGUCGAAGGUUGUGACCCAACACGUGUUCGAGCCUAUGGUCCAGGCCUGGAAGGUGGGCUAGUUAACAAACCCAACUGCUUCACAGUGGAGACAAGGGGUGCUGGGACUGGUGGUUUGGGCUUGACCAUUGAAGGAGCAUCAGAAGCCAAAAUGUUCUGUAAGGACAACAAAGACGGUAGUUGCAGUGUUGAAUACAUGCCUUUCACUGCUGGAGACUAUGAUAUUAAUAUCAAUUAUGGAGGCCAGCCUAUUCCAGGCAGUCCAUUCCGGGUGCAGGUUAAGGAUGUGGUGGAUGUCAGUAAGGUGAAGUGCUCAGGUCCUGGACUCGCUAACAGAGUUACCGCACAUGUUCCACAAACCUUCACUGUGGACAGCAGCAAAGCAGGAGCUGCUCCUCUACAGGUGCAGUUGUACGGACCAAAAGGAACCCUGGAGCCUGUAGUUGUUAAAAACAACCGGGAUGGAACACAUACUGUCAGCUACACCCCUGCACAAGAGGGGCCACACACUGUGUCUGUCAAAUACGCCAACCAAGAAGUACCUAACAGUCCAUUCAAAGUCAAUUCAGCCCCCACACAUGAUGCCAGUAAGGUGCGUGCUAGCGGACCCGGUCUGGACACUAAAGGAGUGGCUGCCAGUCUUCCGGUGGAGUUUACCAUUGAUGCUCGUGAUGCAGGAAAAGGCCUUCUGACAGUUCAAAUCCUUGAUCCAGAGGGAAAGCCAAAAAAAGCCAGCAUUCAAGACAACAGAGAUGGAACCUACACUGUAUCUUAUGUGCCAGACAUGACUGGCCGCUACACCAUAACCAUUAAGUACGGUGGAGAUAACAUCCCAUACUCACCUUACAAUGUCCAAGCCUUUCCCACUGGUGAUGCCAGCAAGUGCCUGCUCACAGUGUCUAUUGGAGGACAUGGUGUUGAAAGCCUUGGGCCCAAUAUUAAGUUUGCAGAAGAGACAUUCAUCACUGUGGAUGCCAAAGCUGCUGGAAAAGGGAAGGUGACAUGUACGGUUCUGACCCCUAAUGGCAUGGAGCUGGAUAUGGAUGUUACAGAAAAUCCAGAUGGCACCUUCGACAUAUAUUAUACUGCACCCGAGCCGGGAAAAUAUGUCAUCACAAUCCGCUUUGGAGGGCAACACAUUCCUAAAAGUCCUUUUCAAGUCAUGGCUACAGAUCAACCUGUCGUACCAAGAGAUGACAAAAAGCCCAUGUUUCAGCCGCUGAACUUAGUUAUCCCAUUCACUGUCCAGCAAGGAGAGCUCAGAGGGGAAGUGCGUAUGCCUUCUGGUAAAACAGCUCGUCCUUUCAUCAGGGACAACAAAGAUGGAACAGUCACUGUGCAAUUUCAGCCUACAGAGAGAGGCCUGCAUGAAAUGGAUAUAAAGUAUGAUGGCAACCACAUCCCAGGAAGUCCUUUGCAGUUCUAUGUAGAUGUAAUGAACAGUGGAAUGGUCACAGCCUAUGGACCUGGUCUGUGCCAUGGGACAGUCAAUAAACCAGCCACUUUUACUGUUGUUACCAGGAAUGCUGGACAAGGUGGUUUGUCUCUUGCUGUAGAGGGUCCGUCUAAAGCAGAAAUCAGUUGUAAGGACAAUAAAGAUGGCACCUGCACUGUGUCCUACUUGCCCACUGUACCUGGCGAUUACAACAUCAUCGUCAAGUUUGAUAACAGUCAUAUUCCUGGCAGCCCCUUCACAGCAAAGAUCACUGGUGACGAUUCACUCCGAAGGUCUCAGAUGAACAUUGGCACGGCAGCAGAUGUCUCACUGAAGAUCACAGAAACAGACCUGAGCUAUCUGACAGCUAGCAUUAAAGCUCCAUCAGGAAAGGAUGAACCGUGCCUGCUGAAGAGAUUGCCCAACCAGCACAUUGGUCUCGCGUUCACCCCAAAGGAAGUGGGGGAGCAUGAGGUCAGUGUGAGGAAGAGUGGGAAACACGUGAACAACAGCCCUUUUAAGAUUAUGGUAGGGCCAUCUGAAAUUGGGGAGGCCAGCAGGGUCAAGGCUUUUGGUAAAGGUCUCAUUGAGGCACAUACCUUUGAAGUGGCCGAGUUCUUUGUGGACACUAGAAAUGCUGGAUAUGGAGGACUUGGAUUGUCAAUCGAGGGUCCAAGUAAAGUUGAUAUCAAUUGUGAGGAUAUGGAAGAUGGAACAUGUAAAGUGACAUAUUGCCCCACUGAACCAGGCAACUAUAUCAUCAACAUCAAGUUUACAGACAAACACAUACCAGGAAGCCCUUUUACAGUGAAGGUAACAGGAGAAGGAAGGAUGAAGGAGAGUAUAACAAGAAAACGGCAAGCUGCCUCUGUCGCCUCAGUAGGCAGUGCAUGUGACCUAAACCUCAAAAUCCCAGGAAAUUGGUUUCAGAUGUUGUCAGCACAGGAGCGCUUAACUCGUACCUUCACACGCAGUAGCCACACUUACACACGUACAGAACGCACAGAAAUCAGCAAGACCCACGGAGGUGAGACUAAGCGGGAGGUACACGUAGAAGAGAGUACACAGCUUGGCAGUGACCCUUUCAGAGAUGUUUUUGAGUCCUUCCUGGGAAGAGAACGACUGGGUAGCUUUGGUGCAGUAAGGCAAGAGGCUGACACAGGGAUUCAGGGAAUGACAGCACAGGUGACCAGCCCUGGUGGAAAUGUAGCCGAUGCAGAGGUUGUUGAUAGCGGGAACAGUACUUACAGAGUCCGCUUCGUACCUUCUGAAAUGGGUUCUCACACAGUCAACGUCAAAUACAGGGGUGAGCAUGUCCCUGGAAGCCCCUUCCAGUUCACUGUUGGGCCCCUUGGGGAAGGAGGCUCUCACAAGGUCCGGGCUGGAGGCACAGGCCUAGAGAGAGCUGUCGCAAAAGUUCCUGCUGAAUUCAGCAUUUGGACAAGAGAGGCUGGAGCAGGCGGUCUGUCCAUUGCUGUCGAGGGUCCAAGUAAGGCUGAAAUCUCCUUUGAAGACAGAAAAGAUGGAUCCUGUGGUGUUAUUUACAUUGUGCAGGAGCCAGGUGACUAUGAAGUUUCCAUCAAGUUCAAUAACGAGCAUAUCCCAGAUAGCCCCUUCAUUGUUCCUGUUGCUACAUUGUCUGAUGAUGCACGUCGACUUACUGUUACAAGUCUUCAGGAGAAGGAUUUGAAGAUUAAUCAGGAAGCCUCAUUUGCGGUUCAGAGGAAUGGGGCGAGAGGUGUCAUUGAUGCAAAAGUUCACGCCCCCUCUGGUGUAGUAGAGGAGUGUUAUGUGACUGAACUGGAUAGCGACAAGAAUGCAAUUCGCUUCAUUCCACGUGAGAAUGGUGUUCAUUCCAUUGAUGUGAAGUUCAAUGGAAGCCAUAUACCAGGAAGCCCAUUCAAAGUACGCGUCGGAGAAGCAGAAAGUGUUGGAGAUCCAGGAAUGGUGACUGCCUUCGGUCCAGGACUUGAGGGUGGACGCACAGGGGCCCCCUCUGAGUUUGUCGUAAACACAUGCAAGGCUGGUUCAGGUGCCUUAUCUGUUACUAUUGACGGUCCCUCAAAGGUCAAAAUGGACUGCGCUGAGUGUCUAGAAGGUUACAAAGUCUCUUAUACGCCUAUGGCACCAGGAAACUACCUUAUAUGCAUCAAAUAUGGUGGGCCACAGCAUAUUGUUGGCAGUCCCUUCAAAGCAAAGGUUACAGGUAUGCGUCUGUCUGGAGGCCACAGUCUACAUGAAACUUCAUCAGUCGUUGUGGAGACGGUUACCAAAACCUCAAAGAUGGCAGGAGCUUUCAGCUCUCUGUCCAGCUCCAAGUCGACCUCAGAUGCCAGUAUGGUUGUAUGUCAUGGUGCCGGCCUCUCCAAAGCCUUCGUGGGUCAGAAGAACACCUUUUCCGUCGACUGUAGUAAAGCAGGAACAAACAUGCUAAUGGUUGGCGUCCAUGGUCCCAGAACUCCAUGUGAAGAUGUGGCUGUUAAACACAUGGGAAACAAGCUUUACAAUGUAACCUACACAGUGAAGGAGAAAGGAAACUAUGUUGUUAUUGUCAAAUGGGGGGAUGAAAGUGUACCAGGAAGUCCCUUCCAUGUGAGUGUUCCCUAAACAGCUUAUACCUAUAGAUUUCCUAAUCAAGAAAAAAACUACUGAAUUGAAUAACAGUUGCUAAAUUUAGGAGAGAGAGAGAGAGGAAAAACAAAAAACUAUAUAUUAACUUUCUCGCUGAGGAAAGCUUUAUGACAGAGGCUGAUCUUAGAAGGUGCUGCCUUUUAUUUAAUGUUAACCUGUUUGACGCAAAUGCAUUUUAAUACUGUUUUGGAUGCCACAAUGUACCAUUUAUCAUUAAAAGAGAUAAGAGUUUUAAUUAAUGAAAAGGAAUAAAGGAACAGUUCAAUUAAAUGUCAAUGAAUGCCUCUUUUGUAGAAUCACCAAAAGAGAAAAUGUAUAUUUUACAGAGGGAGAUUUAUUGUUCUCAAGGGCACUUUUGUUGGUCAGGGGAAAUCAUAGCAAUGAUUUUGUGUUGUGACGUUUUCAACAGUGUAUAGAUGUAUCCAGUGCUUUUAUAUGCUUUAUAGAAUGUAAUUUUGUUAUCUUAACCAA
This is a messenger RNA of Onychostoma macrolepis, 9012 nucleotides long. RefSeq names its product filamin C, gamma a (actin binding protein 280) (gene flnca). The record is from RefSeq and is a predicted model, not a curated record. NCBI's taxonomy places the organism in Eukaryota, Metazoa, Chordata, Actinopteri, Cypriniformes, Cyprinidae. Gene Ontology annotation, molecular function: actin filament binding. Gene Ontology annotation, biological process: actin cytoskeleton organization.